This is a messenger RNA of Closterium sp. NIES-65, 1245 nucleotides long. NCBI's taxonomy places the organism in Eukaryota, Viridiplantae, Streptophyta, Zygnematophyceae, Desmidiales, Closteriaceae. The record is from the annotation of a GenBank genome assembly.
AUGGUGGUGAUAGAGAGUGUCAACGGGCGCCACACGGCCAUGCAGCACAUGCUGCAGGGCGCGCAUACCCCUUGCCCCCCUGGCCCGCAUUUGCUUUGCUCUCUUUCCCAGCCCUCAUUACCAUCGAAGCAGCAAGGGGUAGAUGAGGAGGGGGGAGACGAGGAGGACGACGAGAUGGUGGUCAUGGAGAGUGUGAACGGGCGGCACACGGCCAUGCAGCACAUGCUGCAGGGCGCGCAUACCCCUUGCCCCCCUGGCCCGCAUUUGCUUUGCUCUCUUUCCCAGCCCUCAUUACCAUCGAAGCAGCAAGGGGUAGAUGAGGUGGGGGGAGACGAGGAGGACGACGAGAUGGUGGUCAUGGAGAGUGUCAAUGGGCGGCACACGACCAUGCAGCACAUGCUGCAGGGCGCGCAUACCCCUUGCCCCCCUGGCCCGCAUUUGCUUUGCUCUCUUUCCCAGCCCUCAUUACCAUCGAAGCAGCAAGGGGUAGAUGAGGUGGGGGGAGACGAGGAGGACGACGAGAUGGUGGUCAUGGAGAGUGUGAACGGGCGGCACACGGCCAUGCAGCACAUGCUGCAGGGCGCGCAUACCCCUUGCCCCCCUGGCCCGCAUUUGCUUUGCUCUCUUUCCCAGCCCUCAUUACCAUCGAAGCAGCAAGGGGUAGAUGAGGUGGGGGGAGACGAGGAGGACGACGAGAUGGUGGUCAUGGAGAGUGUCAAUGGGCGGCACACGGCCAUGCAGCACAUGCUGCAGGGCGCGCAUACCCCUUGCCCCCCUGGCCCGCAUUUGCUUUGCUCUCUUUCCCAGCCCUCAUUACCAUCGAAGCAGCAAGGGGUAGAUGAGGUGGGGGGAGACGAGGAGGACGACGAGAUGGUGGUCAUGGAGAGUGUGAACGGGCGGCACACGGCCAUGCAGCACAUGCUGCAGGGCGCGCAUACCCCUUGCCCCCCUGGCCCGCAUUUGCUUUGCUCUCUUUCCCAGCCCUCAUUACCAUCGAAGCAGCAAGGGGUAGAUGAGGUGGGGGGAGACGAGGAGGACGACGAGAUGGUGGUCAUGGAGAGUGUGAACGGGCGGCACAUGGCCAUGCAGCACAUGCUGCAGGGGCGCCUCUCUGCAGUGCGCCACGUGGUGACGCUGUGGGUGGAUGGAGCGUUGCUGCUCGCCCUCUCUGCCCUCGCUGCUUCAAAAGACCUCGCUGUACGUGGCCCGUCGGAAAGGAGCUGUCCUUGCUACGUGAGCUGUUGA